UGUUUUUACAGCUCUAUGUGUGUCAUAGAGAAAACUGAAUUUACGGAAACCUCUCGGGGAAUCGGUCGGAUUAAAUGCAAAAUAUGCCUGUUUUGGAGCACAUUAAAGCCAUGGCCGAGACACCGACUCCAGUUGGGAACACCACGGCGCCGGCGGACGCAGAUGCAGAUGCUCCGCCCCAGGCUGUCCGGGAACUGACGCAGACCGACCAUUUAAACAGACGCCUCCUAAAGUCGCUCCUGGACAACAUGCAGGCCACCGAAGGCGUAGCGCAGGACAGCGAGAGCGGCUCCAACGAGGAGGAGAACGAAUUCGAAGAAUAAAUGAUUUAUUAGAGUACAGUAAA
This is a messenger RNA of Drosophila suzukii, 346 nucleotides long. RefSeq lists its product as uncharacterized. NCBI's taxonomy places the organism in Eukaryota, Metazoa, Arthropoda, Insecta, Diptera, Drosophilidae. The record is from RefSeq and is a predicted model, not a curated record.